Myotis brandtii (Brandt's bat) is the source of this 884-nucleotide messenger RNA. Its product is annotated as amine sulfotransferase-like. NCBI's taxonomy places the organism in Eukaryota, Metazoa, Chordata, Mammalia, Chiroptera, Vespertilionidae. The coding region runs from base 1 to 438 and encodes 145 amino acids. Gene Ontology annotation, cellular component: cytoplasm. The transcript is spliced from 4 exons. The record is from RefSeq and is a predicted model, not a curated record. Gene Ontology annotation, biological process: sulfation. Gene Ontology annotation, molecular function: sulfotransferase activity.
AUGGACAACAAAGACACAUAUUUGCUGAACUUUAAAGGCUAUAAUUUUGAAUCUUCUUUCGUUGAUGCUGACUUUCUAGAAAAUCUAGAUGAUUUUGAAAUUAGAGAUGAUGAUGUCUUCAUAAUUACAUAUCCAAAAUCUGGACAACCAAGAAUUGUUAAAAUUGUUUUCCUAUACCCCCUGCAGAUUAUUUACGUCUGCAGAAACCCCAAGGAUGUUAUGACUUCAUUCUUUCAUUUUUCAAAUGUGGUGGUCCGUCUUGAACCUGGGAAUGAUAUGGAACAUUUCAUGAAAAGGUUUCUAGAUGGAAAUGUGGUAGGAAGCCGUUGGUUUGAUCACAUCAGAGGCUGGUAUGAGCACAGACAUGACUUCAGUAUUCUGUUUAUGAUGUAUGAGGAAAUGAAAAAGGUACCGUUGGAGACUGGAAACAUCACUUGACAGUGGAGCAAAAUGAAAGAUUUGACAAAAUAUUCCAAAGGAAUAUGAAAGAUUUGCCUUUGAAGUUCAUCUGGGAUUUAAAUGGAGAGUAAAAUCAGUGUAGAAGAAUUCUAAAAAAAUCUACUAACCAGAGAGGCUAUUUUAAUAUACACAUUAAUUUGUGCUUCUUAUGCAAAUGUUAAUUAUAAAACUUCAAUAAUAAAAAAUGAGUAAACUCUACUUAGAUUAGUUGCCAGGUGUUUGAUAAGCACUUUGAAAUUUCAAAAAUUAAAAUCAUUUACUAGAUAGUCUGCAUUGAUAACCUGUAUUAUAAAUUGAAAAACAGGAAGCAUGUAAUAAGGAAUUAUAAAUGUUCUGAGUUUUCCUUAGUGUGUAUUUUUUCUUUACCUACAAUUAAAUUGAGUAUCAAUGAAACAUUAAACUUAAUUAUUAUAAUUCAACAUUAA